UGAACGCCAUGUCAACCUGCACAGGCACUGUGGCGGUCAUGGACCACAUUUCUGUCGAGAUGAGAAUGCACGGCGCACGAGUACUGUCGCACAACCCGCUGUGUAUCAUGGCCUCAUCCUCACGAAUCCUUUAGUCUGAUGGUCAACAGAGGAACAAUCCAGUCAGUGCACUAAGCCAUUAAAGAGAGGAUUUGAGUCACUUCUGCUGCAUGAGCCUACAAUAAAAUGCCAUCCUGACUUGAGCGACAGUGGUUUGGACCAGAGCUCCUAUAGGGAUGAACGUGUCCCUCGGGUCCUCCUACAAAGAGGAGAUGUUCUUGGGCAACUCCACAGUCCCAUACACCUCCAACUCCAGCCUGCCAAACGCGACCAUCAAACGUGUAGCAUGUGAGCAAGUCCACAUUGCUCUGGAGGUCUUUUUGACCCUGGGGAUCAUCUCCUUAUUAGAGAACAUCCUGGUUAUUACAGCUGUAAUAAAGAAUAAGAAUCUUCAUUCGCCCAUGUACUUCUUUGUCUGCAGUUUGGCUGUAGCUGACAUGUUAGUGAGCGUGUCCAAUGCCUGGGAAGCAGUCGUCAUCUACCUGCUCAACAAUAGACAGCUGGUGGUGGAGGAGCACUUCAUCCGACAUAUGGACAACGUUUUUGAUUCCAUGAUCUGUCUCUCUGUGGUGGCAUCAAUGUGCAGUCUCGUGGCUAUUGCUGUGGACAGGUAUAUUACCAUCUUCUAUGCACUGAGAUACCACAACAUCAUGACAGUGAAGCGAGCUGGUUGCAUCAUUGGGGGAAUUUGGACCUUCUGCACAGGCUGCGGGAUUCUCUUUAUCAUCUACUCCGAUACCACCUCUGUCAUUAUUUGCCUUGUGGCCAUGUUCUUCAGCAUGCUGCUCAUCAUGGCAUCCCUUUACAGCCACAUGUUCAUGCUGGCGCGUUCACAUGUCAAGCGCAUCGCUGCGCUGGCUGGUUGCAACACCUUCCAUCAGCAGACCAGCAUGAAAGGCGCCAUCACACUAACCAUUCUCCUGGGGGUCUUCAUCGUCUGCUGGGCUCCUUUCUUCCUCCAUUUGAUCCUUAUGAUAUCCUGUCCACGUAACCGCUCCUGCGUGUGCUUUAUGUCUCACUUUAACAUGUACCUAAUCCUCAUCAUGUGUAAUUCUGUUAUUGACCCGUUGAUCUAUGCCUUCAGGAGUCAGGAAAUGAGGAAAACCUUUAAAGAGAUAUUCUGCUGUUUUAACCUAAGGAAUUGCUACACCAGCAACUGUGCUCUGACUGGUAAGUGCUGAACAGUAAGCAGUGGAAUGAAAUUCUUCACAGGAAUAUCAAUACAUUUAGAUCCACGUGCCUUCAUAGGAAAAUCAAACUGUUUUGUUAGAUGAACUAAAAUGGUAUAAUCCAGUCCACUGGAUGACAAUAAUAAUGACAAAUCAAAAUCUGUCUGAUUAUUUACCUGGAUAAUGAUUAAAUUGGAUUAGCUAAUCUAUUUUUGGUGGGGUUCAAACAGGGCAAAAAUACUGCUAAAAUAAUAAUGACAAAUCAAGAUCUGUCUGAUUAUUGAACUGGAUAAUGGUUAGAUUGGAUUGAUUACCUAAUCUAUUUUGGGUGGGAUUGAAACAGGGCAAAAUUACUGCCCAAACAAAAUCCAUGUAAUGACCACUUGUGUUAUUUAAAAAAACAAAUCCAACUGUUGAGAUUCCACAUUUCUCUCUAAUUGAGCCAUGGUUUGUGAACUCAAAUAAUAUCAUGUUAACAUAAAAAUACAUAUCUAUGUGCAGUAUUUAGAUUUAUUAAAUGAAUCAAUUGCUGGCAAUACAGUAGAAACCACCAUGAUCCACAAAUGUACAAAGGUUGGUAUUAAUUCUUUUCAAUGUUCACAGUGAUUUGGAUAAAUACCGAUACUAAAUACUGUCACAAGAACCACAGGACAUCUGGGGUCACAUGUACUGUGCUGUACAAGAGAUGGGUUGGUCACCCUCCUUUUGGAAACUGAGAGCUACUUAUUGGGCACUGAUUAAAGGCUCUCUGUUGUCAAGAUGGUUCAUUUUACACUAAUAAACACUGUGGGCUCCAAUUGAAAUCUUGAUUUCCGUGCAGAUUCAACCUUGUUUAUCAGAAGUUUGGCACGGUCUCACGUAUUAAUACCAUUUUCUUUUACACGCUCCUCACACAGCUGACCAUUUGAUGAUUUUGAUCAAUUUGAUUAACUGCAGGCAGACAAAUUAUGAGCUCCAUGGCGAUACGUGGAGCUUCAGAUGUAUUUUUGGCUCAGAACAAUGAAAUCAUUUUGGACACUAUCUGUUAGGGUGGUGCUUAUUACAGGUUACAUUCCAACAUAAUCAUACGAUGAAGAUAUUCUGCAAACCCUAACACUAUCACUAAAUUUCAGAGUAAUCUGUGAAUAACUAGUUUCCUCUGGAACGUUUUUCAUCUGUAACAUAUAUAACCAACAAGAAUGUAGAAAUAAGAGCGAUUAGAAGAAUUUUGACAAGCUGUGCAUUUGGUCCCUGACUUACCCGUCCGUCUUACUCCACUUGUUGACACCCCCGCUAUUAUGUUGCACUUACAGUAACCGUCUGUGUAAAAUAAUUUAACCGUAAACAACUCUGGCAUCAUCUGGAAUAGUUUGGAAUCAAUAUUUGUCUAAUAACAGGAGAAAAACAUCAAACAUUUAAGUCAAAUACAUCACGCAAGUACCCACUCCGUGGCACGGUGUUGCGCAACUGUUGAUAUCCAAUAUCUCCAAUAUCUAAUUUGAAUGUACAAUAUCUCUCCUGUCUCCACUUUUGUUAUUGUGCUUUCUGUUUAUUGCAGCCUAAGAAUCGGUCCUUCAUUUUCAUUCAUACAGGUUAUCAUUUCAUACUGCUGAUACCACAUUUGUAGAAACACUGCAAAUACCAUGUUAAAUUUUCAAAACUGUAUUUUAUCUGAUAUGAUAUUGUGUGUUUUCCCUGUGUAACAAUGGAAACAAAGGUCAUGGGUGACAAAAUUGUUUAGGGAAAAUGUUUUUAGCUGCAACAUAACAACAAAGUAAUUGUUCUAGUUCAGUAUUCAAAUAGUACAAGACUUAUGUUGAGCUUGACAUAAUGUUGCCAACAAAGACACUUUGGUAUUAGCUGUUACAUAUUUCAUGCACUCGAUAUGGAAUUUCACAGAUAAACAAAACCACAAUCUAUAUCAUGCUCAUUGUUAAAAUGAAUGCUUAUAUUUGUAUUUGACUGGAUAAAAUGUAAUGUUUGAACUCAAAGACCCAAGAUCUUUUCAUUGUUAAUAAAAAUAAAUGUUAAACUGUUCACAAA
Syngnathus typhle (broad-nosed pipefish) is the source of this 3290-nucleotide messenger RNA. It is a transcript of the gene mc5ra, whose product is annotated as melanocortin 5a receptor. Gene Ontology annotation, biological process: G protein-coupled receptor signaling pathway. Gene Ontology annotation, cellular component: membrane. The transcript is spliced from 6 exons. Bases 276 to 1280 code for a protein of 334 amino acids. The record is from RefSeq and is a predicted model, not a curated record. Gene Ontology annotation, molecular function: melanocortin receptor activity. NCBI's taxonomy places the organism in Eukaryota, Metazoa, Chordata, Actinopteri, Syngnathiformes, Syngnathidae.